This is a messenger RNA of Anopheles bellator, 1134 nucleotides long. RefSeq lists its product as uncharacterized. The transcript has a single exon. The coding region runs from base 1 to 1134 and encodes 377 amino acids. Lineage: Eukaryota; Metazoa; Arthropoda; Insecta; Diptera; Culicidae. The record is from RefSeq and is a predicted model, not a curated record.
AUGCGGCCGUCGGCUGAACCACCGCCUCCGCCGGUCAGCGGGGCCGCCACGUCCAGUGUCUGCAACGGCAGCGCCGCCGGCAAUGUACAUAGCAGCAGCAGAGUCAAUGUUUCUUCUUCGGAAGGUGUCCCGUCGGCCACGGUGACAGCUGAGCCGCCGGCCGAACCGAAGCGUCCAGCGUACGAUCCAGCCCUCACCGAGCGUAUCAAUCCCUUCGACAAGGACAAGAUACUGGCCAGCACCACCACCACCACCACCACCACCGUCGGUGGCCAGCCGGUGGGCUUUACCACAACUAGCAGUAAGAUCACAACCAACGACGACCACGAUCGUUACAAAAUACAGCAAGGUAUCAGGGAACAACCAUCGCUAGCCGGGCGCUUCCAGCCAGCCGCUUCCGGUGGUGGUGUUGGUGGGCUGGCGGGCGGAGCCACUGCAGCGACGGUGGCCCCAGCACCACCCCAGUCUACGUCUACCUUCCCCACUUCCGCGCCCGCCACCGGCUUCAGUGCCCCGUUCUCCGCCGCGUCGGGGGUGGCGUCCUCGGCCGCGACCUCCGGCUACUCGAGCGCGGCCAGCACCGGCCACUCGACGCCGGCUACCUCGGCGACCGAGCAGAAGAAGCAGGAGUUCGGUCGGACCAAGCGCGCCUCCUCCGACGCGGAGAUCAUCUUCGGCGGCCUCGGCAGCGGCGGCGGCGGCGGUGGCAGCGGUAGCGGCAGCGACUUCUACAGUUCGCGCUUCGGCCGCAAUGGCAGCCGCGGGGAGUUCCGGCAGCGGACCGAGUCGCUCAGCGAUGCGGAACUUAUCUUCGGCACGAGCGCCGUCACCGGCCCCAGCACGCCGCCCGUCGUUGGCGGCGGCGGCAGCGGACCGCCGACGGCGACCAGCGCUUCGCCGUUCUCGCCGGCCGCCACCGCCAGCACCGGAUCGGGCGCCAAGAGCCGGUUCGGGUCGUACGGUAGCCGCGACAGUGCCAGCUUCAGCAGCACCGCGUCCGACUCGGACUUCAUCUACGGCCGGAAGGACACGCGGAGCGUGUCGCUGGCAGGCAACGGCAGCAGACCGUGGGCCCGAGCGCCUCAAAGGGGCGAAGACGGCGGUGACGACGACGACGACGUCGAUCUGAAGUGA